Messenger RNA from Penicillium paradoxum, 3966 nucleotides. RefSeq lists its product as uncharacterized. The coding region runs from base 1 to 3966 and encodes 1321 amino acids. The record is from RefSeq and is a predicted model, not a curated record. The transcript has 3 exons. NCBI's taxonomy places the organism in Eukaryota, Fungi, Ascomycota, Eurotiomycetes, Eurotiales, Aspergillaceae.
AUGCGUCUCCACCUUGUUAUCUCGCGCCAUGGCCUGCCGGUCACGCGCAUUCUCUGGACAACGACCUCGUCCACGGCUACACUGGGUGAAUAUGGGACUCAUCGCCCAGCAUCAACGGCAGCUGUCGCAUCCUCUCGCACACCGAAUAUCGCCUUCUCGAAUGGCGGAUACACGGUCGCACAGCUUCUUGAAGACGUAAAUGAAGUCGUGCCACUCGAAACGGAACCGAGCAUCUUCGAUGCCGAGUUCAGUGGCCAGUGGGGACUGGAAGAUUAUGUUGUCGAGGUUGCUGGCUCAGAAUGCCUUCAUUUUAUGGAGGUCGAUGGCUUGCUUCGAGAUGGAGAUGAAGUUGUAAUCCGUGCCCUUCAAUUGGCAGAUCUCCGGGUAAGACGGCUAUGUGGCCGCCACCAAAUUACUGCCGAAGGCAAGCAUCUGAUUGAUGGCGUACCAUUUGGCGCGCCAUUUUUGAAAAGAAGCACUACUACACGGCCUGCAAUCACCAUCCCGCCAAGGAAGAAGCGGCGCACAGUCUUCUCUGGUUGGGAACAACCUCCAGAGUUUGCUUCUGGGGCAGUCCAUGCCGACGAGGAUGGGGAUGGAGAAUGGCUCCCACCCCCAGAAACUGGUUUUGGAAAGGAGCUUUCUAUUAUGCCUCCCGAGCAGGAAGAGUCUUUGGGCACCGUUAUUCGUCAUCCUGUUGAUUACGCCGCAGAGUCUGAGAGUGAAGAAGAGAUAUCCGAAAUAUCUGACAUCGAAAAAAAUGAAUUGGAGAGCGAACUUCAAGCACUCAAGGACGAUUUUGAGGAGCCGUCUCAGUUUGUUGAUAUUAGGGACCAAACUCGGAAUGUCAGUGGACACCCGUUACGUGCUACAUCGAUAGUCAAGCGACCAACUUCCAAGGGAUCUCUUGCAGCUGCUUCGUCUCUUUCCAGCAAGCGAUCUCGCGGAGAAGACUCAUCGCCCCGGAAUUCCAAGGCUGUGAGAUUCAACAAGGGAGAUGACAGGGAAGACCAGGGUAUGCCUGACCUCCCGCAAUUGCCGCAGGCCCCGCAGGCCCCGCAGGCUGAGGAAAGUGAGGCGGUAUCCUCUGAUUCUGAUUCGUCGGAUUUAUCGGUGUCGUCUUCAGAUGAAGAGUCUGAUGAUGAUUCUGACGAUGACUCCAAUGAUGGCUCUUCGAGUGAGGUAGAACCUGCGGAGGAGGCACCUUCUGACUCGGAUUCAUCUUCAAGUUCCGAAGACUCGGAUUCUGAUUCAUCGGAAUCCGAGUCGGAGUCUGAAGAGGAAGCUCCUCCACCUCCGAAGAAGGCGCAACGACCAGUUGUGAUAGGCGCUCCUGGUGAAGGGUCUAUGCGCACUAAAAAGAGCAACAACCGCCUCAAACUACGCCGCCGUCUUUCCAAGCUUAAGGAACUAGGCGCCUUGCCCAAAGAAGCAGACUUCGAUGCAUUGCGCACGUGGGAAGAAAGCAAUGGAGGUUGGCACAUUCCGGAACAACAUCUCAAACCGGAGCCAUUCUUGAACUUCCCUCAACCUGUGAAACCAGAACAAGAAUCUGUAGAAUCUUCGAGUAAGAAGCAGAAGAAGGAAAAGAAGGAACAGGAACAGAGGGAGUUUGAAGCUAGGCGCGAGAAGCUGCUUCGCGAUCUCGCAUCUGGUAAUGGUGUCGACGUGGAUGGGACAUCCGAGAAAGAAAAUGUUCCGCCCCGUAGGUCGACGGUGACACAACCCCCUGCUACGGAGGACGUCUCCGAUGAGUCUCGGCCAGAACAGGAACCUUCGCACCGACGUACCACCCUCGACAUUGCUAGCUCACGGCGUAUGCUUUUUGGAUCUCUGGGAAUGCGAACCCCGAAGACCGAAGAAGACGAAGAAGAAACACGGAAGAAGCUUGCUGCCAAAGCUAGUGCAAACGGACGUCAACCCAGGCCAUCAGUGCGAGUCACGCAAGAAGAGCCUGAUAAUAUGGAUGAGGAUGAGGAUCAAUCCGAUAUUGACUGGCAAAAUAAGCUAGUCAUUCGUGCUGUCGAGUGUGUCUAUCCUGAGGUUGAAGUGACUGCGCCUCCUUAUCCCUUCGUCCAGCGUUGGGAUCAAGAAGCCAAUGCAUUGAUUCGUCAGCUCAGAGGCCCGAGCAAGAAGCGGAAGAGAAAGCAACGUGUUCAGGUCUACAACGGAUAUGAGGAGCAGGAAGAAUAUGACGAAAACGGAAACUACUAUGGUUAUGAUAAUCAAUACCAAGGCGGAGAUGACCAGGCCAACUACGAGGGUUAUCACGAAGGUGAAGAUUCCUAUUAUCAGGGUCAAUACGCAGGUGAAGGCGAAGGUGAUCAGCUCAAUUAUGACGAUGGUCCUGAACCUGAACAAGCUCCCAACGAUACCUCCGACGAUCUACCUCCUCUUCCCGCCGAUAUGAGCACAGUUCCUGAUAUGAUUGAGAGUGACGUGAAAGUUGGCACAAUCAUUGCCUUCCGACAGCUCGACAUGUCGAAAGCCACGAAUUGGCAACCUCAGAUGUCUGGUUACCGGGUGGCUGAGGUUCGUUCUGUGGAAGAAAAUGGGACCAUCAAUGUAUUGCUUGCCAAGCGAGACCGCAAGCCCCCAUCUACCUUCAAUGAGGAUGAUGAACCCCGUCAAUACAGCAAGUUUGAAGUCCCAGAUCUAGCCAACGAAGAAGGAGAUGAUGAUGGCCACCGAGAGCUUGCUUUUGCGGAACUCAGCGACCCGAAGCUUCUCCAACCUGCACCACAAUCCCUUGCUGAAUCUGAGGAUCAAAACAAUACCCCAGAAGGUAGCAUUGUCUCUGUAGUUCAGGAAUCCGUACCGAAUGCUCAACCAGCCUCACCUGAGGAAAUGUACCAUGACGAUACCACUUUUGUCACUAUUGGGAAUGAAGUCGCCCAUCUUGAGUCGCCCCAUGACUCCCCGGGUAUGCCUGAUGAACCUAUCCAACAUACUCCUGGUAGAUCUGGUGAGCGCAGUGUCACACCUCCUAUUCCGUCCCCUUCUUUCACGGGGUUUCACUCUGCUCGAUCCUGGCAGCCAGUGACUCCCGGCGCUGAGAUUAGCCGCGAGCUCGAGGGCCAUACCCUCAUUGGAGGAGAAACGCCGUCUGUUCCAGUGAAUCGGGACGAGGAUCCGUCUGUGCUGUCGUACACGUCUGCAAAUCAAUCUUUCGCGGAUGAUCCUGAGAACCAAGAAACGCCUAGUCAAGCACAUGAGCGCCAGGUCGUUGACGAGAAUCUGGCGCCGCCUGGAGAAUCUGGGGAUAGCGGCCCUCAGUCUGGCUCACUUCUGUCUACCAUUGACCGUACCGGUGGUGAUGAUGCGCCCUACUCCACCAUUGUCCAAAGAGAUUCCAGAAGGGAAAAACGCAAUGCAGCCCCAACCAGUUCUGCAGAAUCAUGGAGAGAACUUUUGAACCGAUUACGGAAUGGCCCCUCGGAGCCAGAUGAAUCACUCGCCAUCAGCGAGAGCAAUGAGGAUUCUGAUCACCCACAAGACAACGAGCUGUUGCAGGGCAGUCCGGCGCAUUCCUACCUCGAUCUCAACCUUUCGUCUUCUGAAUCCCCGGAACCAUCCAACUCGCAUUCUUCCAGCUCUCCUAUGAGUGCUCAGCGCAAUGCGCAGUCCCCAAAUCCCAGCCCACUCCCUCCGUCCUUCGAGACGGAGUCCCCCCCUCUAUCCACUCGUUCCAAAAUCUCCAAAAUCUCUCUGGGAAUGCGUGAAUCUUUCCCACUCUCCCAAAUCCCCGCUUCCCAGGCCUCGGAGGUGAUUGAUCUCACUUCCAGUCCAGGUGGAUCUCCCGAACCCAGCACGUAUAACUCGAAUAGGCUCCAGAGACCUAAAUCCGCCCUAUUGGGAGGCUCGUAUCGCGCAUCCCAGCCCUCUACAGAGAACCCCAAGACCAUGGGGGAAGUGGGUAUGAGCCUUUCAAGUCAGAAAAAGAAACGUCGGUCACGGAAGUUUUAA